Messenger RNA from Sclerotinia borealis F-4128, 3087 nucleotides. Lineage: Eukaryota; Fungi; Ascomycota; Leotiomycetes; Helotiales; Sclerotiniaceae. The record is from the annotation of a GenBank genome assembly.
AUGAUCGGUACCAAUGGCGUCGCAACACGUGCGAAGAGAAAGUCACAUCCAACCGGGCUAGAGAGACCCCAAAAGCAACUCCGGGCUUUGAGUGGAAAAGAAUCGACGGGCGUUAACACUCCAGAAAUCGACCUGAUUACCGACGAUGAUCUCGACCUCGAUGGGCCUCAGUUAUUACCAACCUUAGCAGCGGAUACAGCUGAAUGGCAGGCCACAAUUGAGCAGGUGGUUCGAAAUGUUGUAUCGAUCCAAUUUUGUCAGACUUGUUCUUUCGACACAGACCCUGCGCUGUGCAGCGAAGCUACUGGUUUCGUGGUAGAUCCAGAGAGAGGAUAUAUUUUGACCAAUCGACAUGUUGUUGGAUCAGGGCCUUUUUGGGGAUACUGUGUUUUCGAUAACCACGAAGAAGUCGAUGUUUACCCUGUCUACCGCGAUCCCGUUCACGAUUUUGGUAUAUUACGAUUCGACCCUAAAGCUAUCAAAUACAUGCCUGUUACCGCUCUGGGCUUACGACCGGAUCUUGCCAAGGUGGGAUCGGAGAUCAGAGUUGUUGGUAAUGAUGCUGGAGAGAAGCUCAGUAUUUUGUCCGGAGUCAUAAGUAGAUUGGACAGAAAUGCCCCCGAAUAUGGAGACGGAUACUGCGAUUUCAACACCAAUUACAUUCAAGCAGCGGCGGCAGCGAGUGGCGGUAGUUCAGGAAGUCCCGUCGUUAAUAUUGAUGGAUAUGCCAUUGCCUUGCAAGCAGGUGGAAGAAGUGAUGGUGCUGCUACGGAUUAUUUCCUACCCCUCGAUCGACCUUUAAGAGCUCUUCAGUGCGUACAACAGGGAUUGCCGAUUACUCGAGGAACGAUUCAAUGUCAAUGGUUGAUCAAACCCUUUGAUGAAUGUCGGAGACUUGGUCUGACCCCCGAUUGGGAAGAGGUUGUUCGAAAAGGAUUUCCCAAGGAAACCGGUAUGCUCGUGGCAGAAAUCGUUCUUCCAGAAGGGCCAUCACAUAAGUUGAUCGAAGAGGGAGAUCUUUUGCUCAAGGUCAAUGGCGAAUUACUGACACAGUUCAUUCGUUUGGAUGAUAUCCUUGACUCCAGUGUUGGUGAAACGGUGAGCUUCCUUAUCCAGCGCGGUGGAGAGGAUAUCGAGGUUGCGGUUGACGUUGGCGAUCUUCAUACAAUUACACCGGAUCGUUUUGUCUCUGUCGCAGGAGGUAGUUUCCACGAUCUUUCGUAUCAGCAAGCACGUCUAUAUGGCGUUGCUUGUAGAGGCGUCUUCAUGUGCGAAGCUAGUGGAUCUUUUCGAUUCGAAGGCACUGAUAAUGGUUGGAUCAUCAAGACCAUUGACCAUAAGAAAACACCUGAUCUGAAAAGUUUCAUUGAAGUCAUGAAGAACAUUCCGGACCGAGAGAGAGUUGUAAUAACAUACAAACAUCUUCGAGAUCUUCACACUCUUAAUACCGGCAUUUUACAAAUUGACCGCCAUUGGUCAAAGAAGAUGAGACUCGCCGUCAGAAAUGAUGUCACCGGUCUAUGGGAUUUCACAGAUUUGGCCGAUGCUCUUCCACCCACACCACCCGUAGCUAGGUCUGCAAAAUUCAUACAACUCGAGAACUCACAGCAUCCAGCAGCAGCGGAUAUAGUUCGAAGCUUCGUUCGAGUGUUAUGCCACAUGCCUGUCAAACUAGACGGUUAUCCUCGGAACCGCAAGUGGGGCAUGGGUGUUGUCAUUGAUGCAGACCAAGGAUUGGUCGUCAUCUCUAGAGCGGUGGUUCCAUAUGAUCUAUGUGACAUUUCGAUCACGAUUGCUGAUUCCAUUAUUGUGGAAGGAAAAGUGGUUUUUCUGCAUCCUCUACAAAACUAUGCUAUUAUCAAAUACGACCCUUCGCUGGUUCUUGCCCCUGUGCAAAGCGCGAAAUUGAGCAAUAAGCAACCAUCUCAAGGAGCCUCAACAUACUUCAUUGGUUUCAACACGAACAUGCGAGUCGUCGUUGCCAAAACUACCAUCACUGAAAUCACUGCUGUUGCUAUUCCUGCAAAUGCUGCAUCACCAAGAUAUCGAGCCAUCAAUAUUGAUGCUAUUACUGUUGACACAAGUCUGAGUGGUCAAUGUGGAAGUGGUGUGCUUAUCGGUGAAGAUGGUGUCGUUCAAGCCUUGUGGUUGACUUAUUUGGGAGAAAGGUCCGCAUCAAGCUCAAAGGACGUCGAAUACUAUCUCGGUCUUGCCACUCCUACGCUUUUACCCGUCAUCAAAAAGAUACAAAAUGGCGAGAAGCCUAAGCUACGCAUGUUGAGCGUUGAGUUCAACACCAUCCAAAUGGCGCAAGCUCGUGUCAUGGGUGUAUCCGAGGAAUGGAUUCAUAAGGUUGCCGAAGAUAAUUUAUCUCGCCAUCAACUUUUCAUGGUCCGAAAGCGCACUUUCGAGCGAAAUAGUGAAUCGGGUGCCCUUUUGGAAGGAGACAUUAUUCUUUCCCUUAAUUGUAAAGUCAUCACCCGUAUCAGUGAACUCGAUGUGAUGUACGAUCAUGAGUCUCUUGAUGCAGUCAUCGUCCGCGAUUGCAAGGAAAUGACUCUCAAGCUUGACACUGUCUCGGCAGAUGAUCUUGAGACUGAUCGAGCCAUUUCCUUCUGUGGAGCUAUUCUCCAUCGUCCUCAUCAUGCUGUUCGCCAACAGAUCUCUAAACUCCAUAGCGAGGUUUAUGUUGCCGCGAGAACUAGAGGAUCGCCAGCCUAUCAAUACAAUCUUGCACCAACAAACUUUGUGACACACGUCAAUGGGAAACCAACACCUGAUCUAGAAUCAUUCUUGAAGGUGGUCAUUAAAAUCCCCGACAACACCUAUUUCCGCAUCAAGGUUGUAACCUUCGAUAACGUACCAUGGGUUAUCACAAUGAAGAAGAACGAUCACUACUUCCCAACUACAGAGUGGAUCCAUGACCCCUCGGAAAAGAGUGGUUGGAAAAGAAUCACUCACGAGAUGGGUACCACCGUAGAAGGUGAAGGUAAGGACGGCAUCGGUAGCGUAGCUGGUGAUGAUGUCGGAGAUUCUGACGAUGGAGGAGAAGUCGAUGAGCCUAUGUCUUUUGGGUCGGUAGUUUGA